Molecule: messenger RNA, 1437 nt
Organism: Diaporthe citri
Lineage: Eukaryota; Fungi; Ascomycota; Sordariomycetes; Diaporthales; Diaporthaceae
Exons: 1
Coding region: 1-1437 (478 amino acids)
Source: RefSeq, a predicted model, not a curated record
AUGGUGAUUGAUUGCUUCUCGAGGCGUGUGGUUGCUGCACAGCCGGGCUGUGACUAUGUGGCCUUGAGCUACGUCUGGGGUCCGAACAAGAGUCGCGACCUGAAGAGUUUCCAGCUAGACCUCGACGGACGUCGUCUGCCACAGACCGUGCAGGACGCGAUGAACGUCGUCCGCGUGCUCGGAAUGCGGUCCCUCUGGGUUGACCGGUAUUGUAUUAACAGCACCGAGCGCGUCACGCAACACUAUAUGAUCAGCAAUAUGGACGCGAUCUAUGAGGCAGCUUACUUGACUAUUAUCGCCGCCUCCGGGAGCGACGACGAACAUGGCCUGCCAAGCGUGUCAUUUAAGGCACUAAAAAGGAGACAUGUCCCACCGUGGACCGGUCUCGUGUGUACGAGGAUCUCUCCACACUCUGAGCAGAUGGAGCAGUCGGCCUGGUCAACACGCGGCUGGACAUACCAGGAAGGCCUCCUGUCCCGGAGACGCCUGAUCUUUACAGAAGACUGUGCCAUACUCCACUACAGGGGAGAUGACCAAGUAAAUGCGAGUAGCGGUAUAUUCUUCCACAUCAACGAAUACUCCAAGCGCAGCCUGACGUACCCGUCCGACUCACUGAAUGCCUUCUUAGGGGUGUUAAGGGCCUACGAGAGAUUGCGGCCACCGGCGAUGCACAUCUGGGGCAUCCCAUUCCUCCUGGACUCUGACGGAAACAUAAGACAGCCAGGCUACGGCCUUCUUUGGAGGGCCGGCGUUGGAUAUUCCCUGCGCCGCAUCCGGGGGCUUCCUUCUUGGACCUGGGCUGGUUGGAACGGCUGGUCUUCCCAUGAUGCCGCUGCCAGGCCUCACCCUGAUGAUAGUGACGACGGCUUCAUACUAGGUUCAUUUCAGUCCGGACCCUUUCAGUGGCUCCUGGAAGAAGCACAAAUGCGCCCGACUCAGUCUUGGGGUCCCAGCGACAUAUCCUUAGAGAUCCUAGCCGGGGAGCACCUCACCAAUAUUUCCGAUCACUUCCGUGCGGGUCACAGACUACCAUUUGGCAUGAGCGAAUAUCCGGAGCCCAUCCUCUACCUGACCGCAUGGUCGGCGACCGUGACUGGCUAUGUUCUUCCGGAGUUCUCGGUAUAUCUCGAGGGUGGAGAUAUGGAUACCGCGGACGCCACGUUCGACCAGACCGUGGAGAGCUUCUGCAAGCCGGAAUCACAGGUCAAUGGGUGCUGGAGCUGUGAAUGGACUGCCGCGGUCAUCUGUUGGAACUUCUCAAAUGAGCAUGUCGGGAGCCUCCAAACACAGAGCCUCUUACUGGAGCGAGUGGGAGAGGAUACUUUCCGCAGGGUUUGGAUCCUGGAGACAGACUGGCAAAAGUCGGACAUGGACAGAGAUGGGCACAUGGCUGCCUUUGGCCGAACUUUUGCUCGGGCACUUUUGCGCAUUGUCUAG